Pyrus x bretschneideri (Chinese white pear) is the source of this 1670-nucleotide messenger RNA. RefSeq names its product ultraviolet-B receptor UVR8. NCBI's taxonomy places the organism in Eukaryota, Viridiplantae, Streptophyta, Magnoliopsida, Rosales, Rosaceae. The transcript has 7 exons. The record is from RefSeq and is a predicted model, not a curated record.
AUUCAAGCUGCGGACCUAUACCAGGCCUUGGAGGCAAGUGCCAGAUUUUAAUGAGUAGGAGAGGACACGGCAGCUGCCCAAAAACAUGAAUGGAGCUCUGCAGAUCUUGGUGAUUGUAUCAAAUAUUCAAAUCAGAACUUUGAAAGCGGCAGAGGAAAUUUGUAACUCAACUGCAAGAAAUAUAUGUAAAUCUCAAAAGCUAUGAAAAUGUUAAGCCCAAAGAGCCCACGAUCGAGCAGUUUAAUAGAACAGAAUUGUAAAGCAAAGUAAUUGAAAACAAAGAGCAGAGACUAGAGAGCAAUCAGAGAAUUGUUGUAAUGGAAGAGAAUGAAGAAAGCAGAGGAGUACAGCAAGAAGAAGCAAGCAGCGAGCAAGAGAUAUGGAGUUGGGGGGCAGGAGCGGACGGGCAGCUGGGCACGGGAAGGCUACAGGACGAGCACCUCCCUUAACUGUUUCACCUCCCUACUCUCUCCUCUGCCGCCGGACCCAUCUCCUUCCUCGCCUGCGGCGGCGCUCACCUUCUCGCCUUGACCUCAGGUGGGAAGGUGCUGACGUGGGGAAGGGGCACAUCCGGUCGACUAGGUCAUGGUGAUGUGGUCAACAGCCCAGAUCCCAUGCUUGUUAUGUCUUUGAACAAUUUCUUCAUUACUCAUGGUUCAGCUGGUUGGAACCACUCCAGUUUCGUUUCAGAUGCAGGGGAUCUUUUCACAUGUGGAGAUGGCUCAUUUGGUCAGCUCGGGCAUGGUGAUCUCCAGUCACAAUGCCGUCCUGUCAAAGUCUCCUUCUUUGUUGAUAAGCGUGUGGAGCAAAUAGAAUGCGGAAUGCGCCAUUCGCUUGUUCUGCUGAAAGGUGUUUCAGGAGAUGAAGUUUAUGGGUUUGGUUCUGGAAAGCGUGAUCAACUGGGUAUCAUAGUGCAGCAUUAUCUGCUGAGGGGCAUUUGUACACUUGGGGAAGAGGGUUUGGUGGCACUUUUAGCACUCACUGCUCACAGCGUUUACCUAAGUUGUUCUCAUUUACCAGAGUUGCUGUCCGAUGGAAUCAUGCUUUAGUAUUAGCUUGUAUGUACAUUGAUUUCAUGUUUUAACUAGUUCUGUGUAUUCAUAUCUGUGGUGAAAAGAUGUCGUGUUUUUAAAUAGCUGCCCUGCCUCGGAUACAUCGUAAACAGGUGCAGAAAUUCUUAUGCUUGGUGGAAAUCACCAUGGAGUUCUUAGUAAUCCUGAAAAAAUGACUCCAGUAAAGCACUUAGCAGGUCAAGGCAUUUCAUCGUACAGAUCUGAAAAGUACACUGGAUAUUUCUGAAUCAAACGAAGUUGUCGUUGAGAAAAUCCCCGGUCUCGGUGAGAGUAGAAGUGUGCAGAUUGCAGCUGGAGCCGAGCACUCUGCUAUUAUGGCAGAGGAUGGAGUGAUUAAGACAUGGGGUUGGGGUGAAAAUGGUCAGCUUGGCUUGGGAAAUACAGAUGCCAAACGAGUCCUCAAGAAGUGAGUUUCUGCCACAAAUUUCGGGAAGAAGCCGACACAAUCAAGAUUUACUGUGGCAGCGGGUUCACAGUUGCCAUAAGAACUUCGUGUCGCCGUUCUCAGACUGAUUAACCACCUAUUUACCUGAGCUUUACCUAGUUCAUGCUGUGUAAAUAUAUAAGUUAUACAAGGUCGUGUUUUUUGGACUGAAA